Molecule: messenger RNA, 2532 nt
Organism: Temnothorax curvispinosus
Lineage: Eukaryota; Metazoa; Arthropoda; Insecta; Hymenoptera; Formicidae
Product: putative metabolite transport protein HI_1104
Exons: 10
Coding region: 439-1962 (507 amino acids)
Biological process (GO): transmembrane transport
Cellular component (GO): membrane
Molecular function (GO): transmembrane transporter activity
Source: RefSeq, a predicted model, not a curated record
GGCGCGACCUUGAAAAUCGAAGAUCGAGAGUAUCCCCGCCGUUGGUGGUGAUGCAUGAUGAUGGUGGUGGUGGUGGUCUCCCACCGUGGCCAAGUGUAAUUGCACGUGUGUGUACACCAUAUCGCGAGUCCUGUCCCCUACUUCCUUCACUUAGACGCACGGAAGGAAGGCCCGAUCCUUGGACACUUUCUUAUAAAUGUACGUUGGUCACCGGCUCGCGCCUCAUUUGACGCUCCACCCUCCUGCACGCGGAGGGAUCGAUCCGCGGGACCGUUCCGUUCUCUCGUUACUUGGUUCCUCCGGUUCUCCCUUCGUCGUCGCGCGUCACGCGGCCGAUUCAGUGCCGAGAAGUGGAUUUCUUCCGAUCCUUUCUAAAGUUCGAGGAUCUCGGCCGCGGUCUUACUCGUUAAAGGAUAUACUCGUCAAGCAAUUGAAGCAAUGUUUCGCUCGGUCAUGCAAAAAUUGUCAUUUCUCUACAAGCCUUACGCAUUGGCUAUAGUGUCGCUCGGCUAUGUUCUGGCAGAAUUGGGUCACUUUCUGAUAGGUGUGACGAGCAAAGCGAUCGCCGAGGUCCUGCACUACGGCGACAUAGCCUGCCAAUUUAAUUCGACAACGCUGACGGUGGCCGAGCUUCCGGUGAAAUGCGAAGUCGCGAAGAAUUCCACGCACUGUGAAUCCCUGGAACUGAAUGGAUCUUAUUACUGCGAGUGGAAUUACAAUGGCCUCGGUAUGGACUAUCAAAUCUUGGCGGGGCCCAGCUUCAUCGCGGUUUACACGAUCGUGGGUAUCAUCUUGGGCGUCGCGGCUGAUAGAUACAACAGAGUGAGGAUGUUGACGGUCUGCACUCUGGUAUUUGGCAUCGCGAUCAUCCUGAGCGGGGCUGUGAUGGAAUACUGGCAGCUCGUUAUUUUGCGAAUGGUCCACGCGGCGGGGGAGGCGGGAUGUAAUCCGCUGGCGACUGGUCUUCUGUCAGACUGGUUCCCGGAAAAGCAGCGGGGCCUCGUCAUGUCCAUUUUUAAUUGGGGCAUUUACGGCGGUUACGGCAUCGCUUUUCCGAUCGGUCGCUAUGUGCCUGAACUGAAUGCCUGGGAUCUGGGCUGGAGGGUCUGUUAUUAUGGAGCCGGAGUGAUCAGCUUAAUCAUCGCCGCCCUCACCGGUCUGACGCUGACCGAGCCGGAAAGAAAGGUGGUCGGCGAGGAAUCGACCAACAACGACGGGGAACAAGUGUCGGUUUGGAAAGUGCUACUACAACCACGCAUUGUUCUCUUAUGCCUCGCCGCCAGCAUCAGACAUUGCGGCGGCCUGUGCUUCGCUUACAAUUGCGACCUGUACUACAGAGACUACUUUCCGGAUUACGAUCUCGGCUGGUGGCUUUUCGCUGUUACGAUCGUUAUCGGUAGUAUCGGCGUCGUGGUCGGUGGAUUAGUUAGCGACAAGUUCGUGGCGAAAAUGGGGAUUCGUUCGCGUGUAGCGUGUUUGGCGAUCAGCCAGUUAAUCGCGACGCCGUUCGCAUUCGGCUCGGUAUACUUCAAUCCUCUUUGGGCUAUGAUCACGCUGGCGAUCUCCUAUUUCUUCGCCGAAAUGUGGUUCGGAAUAGUGUUCGCCGUCGUGGUGGAGAUCGUUCCUCUGAAGCUGCGAUCGACCACCGUCGGCGUUUUCCUGUUCGUCAUGAAUAACAUCGGUGGAAAUUUACCGAUUCUCGUCGAGCCUACCAGAAUGUCCAUCGGUUUCCGGGAAUCGUUGUAUAUCUAUUACGCUGGCGCUUACGGCAUCAGUUCCAUUAUGUUCUUCUUGACCAUGUUCCUAAUGGGCAGUCCCGCGGAGGUGGAGAGAAAAGUGGACAAGGAAGCACCGCCGGCAUACGACAAUAGCACAUUCACUAACGACGAUGGCCAAUUGCCAACGUUGGAGUUGCCGACGUUUCCGGCGCGGCCGCCGAUCUACGAACGUUCUCGGUUAUGAGCCGGGAGAGGCUCUUGCUCUAAAGAGAGUAAUGUAAAUAGUGUCUCGAGCUCUCAAGCUAUAUUGGCAGGCACGAAUCGCGUAGCUAAGGAUUGGCAGCGUUAACCCAUUAACGUCAUUCGAAGAUUUGUUACAACAAGAUUGUUCCACGCCGCCGACGAUUGAUAAAUUGAAAUCGAUACAAUUGAUAUGUUUUCAUUUACGGUGGAAGAAUACCAGACGUAUUUGUGAGAUAUUUUUUUACGUCUUUCGUCGAUCGGACGUUAAUGGGUUAAAGUUCCUCAUGCCGAGCCCGAGACUUGCGAAAUUGUGCGAGGGCGCGAUUUACCAAGCGACAACUGCGAUAAUUAAAACCUCUGUUUUGUUUGAGCGCGACGCGUUGAAAAACAUUCACGUGCGCACGGCAGAUUACGUAAGGCUCUUGAUAAAGAAGUUUACGAAAAGCUUGAUAAACUCCGAGAAUCCUCAAGAUGCGUUCUGCGUUCUUAAAAUGGAAAUCUGUAACGGAGAGUGUGCAGCAGGUGUAAUUUUUGUAGAAAAAUAAAGAUCUUAGUAUCUACUGAAAGGAGA